CCAUACGUGAGUGUGAGAUGGCGAGUACGUACGGUAACAACCACCGCCACCUGCUGCAGCUGGUGCUGUCGUGCCGGAACAUCACGGCGCAGGUGAAAAACACCUCCACCUCUUCCAUCAUAGCCAUGGCUUCUUCUUCCGAGCAGGAAUUCGUGGCUCGUUACCGCGCGAACCUCAACCGCUACCCGAGAUCGCAUCGUUUCUGGGACGGCAAGGUGGCUUCCCGCGUUGGCGAGAAGCUAGGGCUCCGCCUCCGAGAAAUCGGCGUCACUGGCGUCCAAAUCGAUCCCUGUGAGGAGUACUCACGCCCCGUCCAUUAUCGGAUCAUGGUUUCUCCCUUGUUCGAUUCAAUCAAACGCGCCGGCGUCGAGGUCUCCGGCGUUGACCAAUUUAGCCAGGUGCCUCCUCCUCCUCCUUCCUCCUGCGUGGACCGGUAGGGUUACCAAGUAAUAUAACAAUGUCUAGUUGUCUAUUGACAAUGGGUCAUACACAAACCAGUCAUGAGACAAUGUACUAUCACUGGUAUGAGGUGUUUCUCUGAAACCGAUAAGGUAAGAAUGGGCCUAAAUGUCACAAUCCAAAGUGCUUUCACAUUCUCGCUUGGAUGGUGGUAUUGAUGGUACCUGCAAGAAACUCCAAUCCUCAAUCCUCAAGUUAGUAAGAGUUUUAACAGGUUAUGUAUAAGUUGAAUGAAAAAAAUAGCUAGUGUGAGUAUUUGUAGAGUAUAGAGUAGGACUUAGCCAUCUUUUAGAAAUAAUUUCAGAUGAUAAUAGGAGGUUAUUAUCCUCGCAAUGCAAAAAGUUACUCCAUUUUAAAUUGGUUGGAAGAAUUGACUUGCUUUUCAAAUCAGGUCAGUUAUCAAGUUAAGGGAUCCGAAUUUAGACGA
Molecule: messenger RNA, 886 nt
Organism: Arachis ipaensis
Lineage: Eukaryota; Viridiplantae; Streptophyta; Magnoliopsida; Fabales; Fabaceae
Product: Ribosomal L18p/L5e family protein
Biological process (GO): translation
Cellular component (GO): ribosome
Molecular function (GO): structural constituent of ribosome; 5S rRNA binding
Source: RefSeq, a predicted model, not a curated record